AAUCUCGAAAUCCUUUCCUUCUUCUAGAACCUCGACGGAGGUCUUCACAAAUUUCCUAUCAUGGUAUGUAAACAACCUGAAUACAAACAGUGCCUGCCACGCUGUCUACACAUAAUCGCGUCCCUCACCUCGGGGAAUAAAACCUAACAAGAGCGCUAUCACCAGGCUUCGAAAUCCAUGCGCCGCAUAGCAGCAGACGUCGGAUCACUGCACCGAGCCGGCCUCCCACCAAACUACCUCUUCCCACCUAAUGCCUCGGACGCCGACCUCACGAGCCUCGACGUCCUGCUCGCAGGACCCCCAGGAACACCCUACGCCACUGGAGUCUGGCGCCUGCACCUCGAGAUCCCGCCGACGUACCCGACAGCUCCCCCGACCGCGACAUUCCUCACCAGGCUAUGGCACCCGAACAUCGACGAGGCGACCGGCGCCGUGUGCGUCGAGACGCUCAAGCGCGACUGGAGCUCCUCGCUGAAGCUGCGCGACGUGCUCGUCACCAUCUCGUGUCUGCUGAUCCAACCGAAUCCCGCGAGCGCGCUCAACGAGGCGGCGGGCAAGCUGGCCAGCGAGGAUUGGGACGGGUUCUGCAGGCGGGCGAAGCUCAUGACGGAUAUCCACGCUGCGGUGCCGAGGGAUUUGGUGGGCGAGGUGCGGGAAGCGCAGAUGAGGGGGGAGGAUGUGGAGAUCGUGGCUGUUAAGGAGGCUGCGUCGAGCGCGGUUGCUAAGGUCCAGCAGAGCUCGGCGGAGGACGAGGAGAAUAAGAGGAGGAGAGGGGUUACGGCGGAAGUGGAGAGCGACCCUGAGAGUGACUGGAUACCUAGUUUGGGGAACGUGAAGGCAUCCGAGGGAUUCACUGCUGGUGUUGAUAGCAGAGAUAAUAUCUUUGGGAUCAAGGGACUCGAUGACCCUAUGCAGCUGGAUAGCCCCCCGAAAAGGACCGUUUCCAGUGGUGUCAAGGAAGACGUGCAACAGAAAGAGAAUGGCGAUGAUGAUUCGGAUCCCUUCAUCACGACCUCGCCAAAGCAGGAUACUCAAUUGUCGUUCGAGCUAUAUGUUCCGCGCCCAUCGUCUUCAUUCAGUAGGACGAAGUCAUCCGGCAUCUCGACCGACGACUGGGAGUCCCACGUCCGCCCAAACUCAUACCUGGCCACUCCAUCCGGCGAGCAACUCCGUUCUCUAGUCGAGGAAUUCUCAUUGCCAUGGCACGAGUCUCAGAUCUUGCACGGGAGCGGCUCAAUUAAGAACGGCACCCCCAGAGCCGAGGUCCGGAAGAGAAUGGCAGGAGAGGAGUACGAAAGUAGAAGGAGUUGGGAGAUGAAGAAGUUCAAGGGCACCGGCUACGAUCUCGCGAAGUACAAUCGUGGAGAUUUCGGUCCAAGGACUGGCAUUGGCCGUCUUUGAGACUGAAUUCGUCUGUUCCUUGCCUCUGCUCUCACUAAAUGGUUGGGGGUCUUGGGUGGCUUUGUGGUGACGUCUCGGCGUGAUGAAUCCGCCAUCUUCUGCUUUACUUUGCUUUGCUUUGCUUUUCAGCAUUGCCCGGUGUAUCGGGUGUUCAUCAUUAUUUGCCUGUGUGGCUCGGCAUGGGAGACCUCGCGGGGAAUCUGCUUCACGACGGCUACGAGAAUGCAUGGGAGGGAGUCCUUGGUAGUUCUGGUAUCAUGAUCCAGAUUUCAUAUUGCAUCAGCUCACUUUUUUCGAGCACAUUUGACCUUCUCGCUACGGCCGGUUGGUAGUUACUUCCAUUCUGGCGGCUUAGAAAGCCGCAUUAAUACACAUUAAGAGUACUGUAACAUGCACUCAACAACAUAACAGCAUUACUC
Messenger RNA from Aaosphaeria arxii CBS 175.79, 1820 nucleotides. RefSeq names its product UBC-like protein. Gene Ontology annotation, molecular function: ubiquitin conjugating enzyme activity. Gene Ontology annotation, cellular component: nucleus. The transcript has a single exon. NCBI's taxonomy places the organism in Eukaryota, Fungi, Ascomycota, Dothideomycetes, Pleosporales. Bases 178 to 1401 code for a protein of 407 amino acids. Gene Ontology annotation, biological process: ubiquitin-dependent protein catabolic process; protein polyubiquitination. The record is from RefSeq and is a predicted model, not a curated record.